AUCUGCUUUCCUCCCCUCAACCACACUACACUACACUACACUACCGAACCAACCCCCAACCUAAAAAUCCACCUAUAUUCAAAUAAAAAUGGUCAAACCCCUAACCUUCAAAGGCGAUAAGCCCAAAAAGCGCAAACACCGCGAAUACCUCACCGACUCCGUUGCCUCCACCACAACCACACCAAGCAAACUCUCCAAACCCGCCCCAGCUCCGGACGAUAUAGAAGCAGAAAACAAUGCCGAAGACCAAAGCUGGGUCUCUGCCGACUCGCCAUCCGAUAUCUCGGGCCCGAUAGUGAUUGUGCUGCCGUCGGAGCCGGUAACUUGCAUCGCCAGCGACAUGAACGGGAAGGUGUUUGCAAGCGAAGUGGAGAAUCUGAUUGACGAUGAUCCGAGGAGCGCAGAGCCCCAUGAUGUACGGCAGGUUUGGGUUGCGACGAGGGUAGCGGGGACGGAGGGGUUUAGUUUGAAGGGGCAUCAUGGGAGAUACCUAUCCUGUGACAAAUAUGGGAUAUUCGGCGCCACGGCAUCCGCUAUCUCGCAUCAUGAAUCCUUCCUCGUUCUCCCCUCGCCUGAUAUCCCCGGAGCAUUCUUUAUCCAGACUGUCGGCGGCGCAGGCGAAAGCGAGACAUUUAUCAGCGUCCAGGAUGUUUCUGGCAGUGGCGGCGGCGGCGAUGGCAGCUCGAAAUCAAAAUCAAAGUCUACGGCUACGGCUACGGCUAGCGGGGCUGGCGUUGAGAUUCGUGGCGACGAAACGAAUCUUUCGUUUCAAACCACGAUGCGGAUUCGCAUGCAGGCUCGAUUCAAGCCGCGGAUUAAGGCGAGUAAAGAGACCAAGGCGCGCGAGAAGAUUAGUCGGAAGGAAUUGGAGGAGGUCGUGGGAAGGAGAUUGGAGGACCAUGAGGUGAAGAGGUUGAGGAGGGCGAGGAGGGAGGGGAAUUUUCAUGAGGAGGUGUUGGAUGUUAGGGUCAAAGGGAAGCAUGAUAAAUUUGCUUGAUUCCCAAAUCUCAAAAAAAAAAAUUAUCUACUUAGGGAGGCGUCAAGAAACUGGGAUUUUGGGCAUUGCUGAAGCAGGGCCCUUCAGGACUGUAUUAUAUAGAAUUCAUUCCAAAAAUAUAACACGAUAUAAU
This is a messenger RNA of Aspergillus ochraceoroseus IBT 24754, 1130 nucleotides long. RefSeq lists its product as uncharacterized. The record is from RefSeq and is a predicted model, not a curated record. Bases 89 to 997 code for a protein of 302 amino acids. Gene Ontology annotation, cellular component: nucleolus; catalytic step 2 spliceosome; striated muscle dense body. Gene Ontology annotation, molecular function: actin filament binding. The transcript has 3 exons. NCBI's taxonomy places the organism in Eukaryota, Fungi, Ascomycota, Eurotiomycetes, Eurotiales, Aspergillaceae.